This is a messenger RNA of Closterium sp. Naga37s-1, 288 nucleotides long. NCBI's taxonomy places the organism in Eukaryota, Viridiplantae, Streptophyta, Zygnematophyceae, Desmidiales, Closteriaceae. The record is from the annotation of a GenBank genome assembly.
AUGCUGACAAAGCUAUACCCGUACAAGGCAGAUGUAGCAGGAGAAAACUUUCAGCGGCUCCGGGAGCUCCAAGAGCUGGAAAUGAUGUACAUCGCCAAGGAUGAGGGGAAAAGCGAAUAUGCCAAGAAGCAGCUUGAAUUCACGCGAGCUGAAAAGCGUCUGACACUGCGUCGUGGUGCACAAGUCAUGCUUAUCAAGCACGUGACGACAGCAGCAGCAUAUGCUCCUCUUGCUCCACCCUUGGUUGCUGGUCGCGACCUCCAGACGAGAACAAGCCGCCACAAGUGA